AUGCCCAAGUUCUACUGCGAAUAUUGUGACAUUUACCUCACCCAUUCCUCCCCCGCUGGCCGCCGCCAGCACGCCAGCGGCCGCCGCCACAUAAACCAGAAAGUUGAAUAUUUCCAGAACCUGCUGCGGGAAAGCACCUUCCAGGCGCCGGCCUUCAUAGACCAAGCGGUGGCCAUGCGGGCCAUUCAAAUCGUGGCCAACACCCCCCCAGGGGAAGUCGUCUCCACCCACAUGGGCAAUUGUACCAAAAUUAGAGAGCCCCGGGGGAGGCCCCGGGGGCCCCCCGGGGGCCCCCCGAGGCCGGGCUUUGAGGGGGACGACAGGGGGCCCCCCCGGUACCCUCCCCCGGGGGCCCCCCUGGGCCCCAUGGGGCCCAUGGGGGGCCCCCGCAUGGGGGGCCCCCCCCCCAACAUGCGCCCCCCAAUGCCCAUGCCCAUGGGGGGCCCCCCAAUGCCCAUGGGCAUGCCCAUGGGGGGCCCCCCCCCUCCCUUCAUGGGGGCCCGCUGA
Molecule: messenger RNA, 507 nt
Organism: Eimeria necatrix
Lineage: Eukaryota; Apicomplexa; Conoidasida; Eucoccidiorida; Eimeriidae
Product: U1 small nuclear ribonucleoprotein, putative
Exons: 3
Coding region: 1-507 (168 amino acids)
Biological process (GO): mRNA 5'-splice site recognition; spliceosomal snRNP assembly; mRNA splicing, via spliceosome
Cellular component (GO): U1 snRNP; nucleus
Molecular function (GO): zinc ion binding; pre-mRNA 5'-splice site binding
Source: RefSeq, a predicted model, not a curated record